Schistosoma rodhaini is the source of this 1563-nucleotide messenger RNA. NCBI's taxonomy places the organism in Eukaryota, Metazoa, Platyhelminthes, Trematoda, Strigeidida, Schistosomatidae. The record is from the annotation of a GenBank genome assembly.
AUGGAAUAUUUAACAAACUCAGAUCUAAACAAUAAUUUCUUUGUGAAUAAUACUAAUAAUACUAAUCAUAAUAGUAGUAAUAAUAAUACUGUAUGCCUUUCACCGACAAUAUUAAAUUUCAAUAAUCCUUCAUAUUAUUCUCCACAUUUAAUUAAUUUCCCACCGGAACAAUUAAAUUUAGAAUUCGAUCAUCAUAAUCAUCAUCAUCAUCAUCAGCAACAGCAGCAUCAGCAUCAUGAGAAUGUUAAAACAAAACUGAAUGAUAAAUUAUUAAUGAGUUCAAAACUUCCAACUCAUCAUGAAGUUAAUAAUGAUGGUAAUAUUAUGAAUCCCAUUGAUAUCCAUGAGGAUAGUGUUAAUAAAUGUAAUCAAAUUUCAAACAUAAUUCAUUCUAGUAUCAAUAAUACAACUGGGAAGAAAACAAAGAACUCUGUUAAAACUGCUAAACAAUCCACUACUGUCCAGAACAAAGUGAAAAGUUCGACCAAAUGUAAAAAUCAAUUAAUCAAUAAAGAAAUCAAUGAAAAUAUUGAUUCGCUGAAUACCAUAGAAACAAAAAAUCAUUUAAAUCAUCCUUUUCAUUAUGAUUCCCCAUUAACAACACCAGUUAAACAACCUAAAAAACGUGGACCUAAAAAGAAACCCUUAACAAAAGAACGUGAAACACGUUUAAAAAAUCGUCGUAUCCGUGCAAAUGCUCGUGAACGUAGUCGUAUGCAUGGAUUAAAUCAUGCCUUAGAAUUACUACGACGACAUAUACCAACAUUUUCAACAACUCAACGUUUAAGUAAAAUUGAAACAUUACGUUUAGCUAAAAAUUAUAUUAAAACAUUAUCUGAAUUAUUAUUAAUGAAUAAAACUCCUACACCAUUAGAGAUGGCUAUCAAUUUAACUGAAGGUCUUUCACAGAAUACAUCAAAUUUAAUAGCGAAUACACUACAAAUUAAUCCUAGAAUAUUAAUUCAAUUACAACGUCAACAACAAUCGUCUUCAUUCCUUCAACAUCAUCAUGAACAACAGCAUCAGCAACAACAACAAGAACAAUCAAUCAAUGAAUCAAGUAACCAUGAUCAAUCAGAUCAUAAUCAAUUAUUAUCUUCAUCAUCCUCAUCAUCGUCAUCAUCUUUAUCAGACGAGUUAAAAUGUCCAGUUGUUACAUCAAAUGAACAAAUGAAAUUAUUAAGUCCUACUGAUUUUACUACUUAUAAUAAUAAAAGUAGUAAUAAUGGUUAUGAUAAAAUAUCACAACCUACUUUAUUGAAUAACCAACAUUUACUUACUCCAAAUUCAUGGAAUAUAGAUUUCAAUCCUGUUUUAAUGAAUUUUCAAAAUUAUAGCAGUAAUAGUUCAUUGUUAAGUCCAUCAACAAUCUUUUAUCCAAACUCUAUUACAGAUUGGAAUCAAUCUAAUUUGUUAAUUUCACCAAUCACUUCAUAUCAUUCUGAUAAUGUACAUGAUAAAAAUAAUAAUCCAUCUAUGCAUAAUAAUAAUGUUAAUAUAAAUGAAAGUAUUAAUAAUUAUGAACAGACAUUUUUACAAAUGAUGAAUAAAUCUCAAUUUUAA